AUGUCAAGGGAUCCACUUGUUGUAGGCAAUGUAGUUGGAGAUAUCUUGGACCCAUUUAUCAAAUCAGCAUCACUCAAAGUCUUAUACAACAAUAGGGAGCUGACUAAUGGAUCUGAGCUCAAGCCUUCACAAGUAGUCAAUGAGCCACGGAUCGAGAUUGCUGGGCGUGACAUGAGAAACCUUUACACUUUGGUAAUGGUGGAUCCUGACUCACCAAGUCCAAGCAAUCCAACCAAAAGAGAAUACCUUCAUUGGUUAGUGACAGACAUUCCGGAAUCAACAGAUGCAAGCUAUGGUGGGUUGUUCCCUUCCUUUUGCGUAUUUGUUUCCACGAUUUAA
Messenger RNA from Triticum turgidum subsp. durum (durum wheat), 339 nucleotides. Lineage: Eukaryota; Viridiplantae; Streptophyta; Magnoliopsida; Poales; Poaceae. The record is from the annotation of a GenBank genome assembly.